This is a messenger RNA of Theileria equi strain WA, 1362 nucleotides long. RefSeq lists its product as hypothetical. The record is from RefSeq and is a predicted model, not a curated record. NCBI's taxonomy places the organism in Eukaryota, Apicomplexa, Aconoidasida, Piroplasmida, Theileriidae. The transcript has a single exon. The coding region runs from base 1 to 1362 and encodes 453 amino acids.
AUGACUACCAAUGUCACUAUAAACAUUGAAAGGCAUCUUGGGAAUGGAGUUAAACAAGAUAAUGAAGGAUACUAUUACCAGAACAACAAUAGAAGGAUAGGUUUAAUAGAAGAAGUUUUUUCCACUGAAAAUGGGCAAUAUAGGAAGAUUGUACAUACUCCAGGAAAAGACAGCAAAAUCAACAGAAUUGUUAAUGGAGCUUUGGACCUUACUGGUUUUGAGAGUCAACUGAAUGCUUAUUCAAGUAUCUCAGUCUACUACUGGAACGGAGAUAAAAUUUUUGAAACUCCCCUGAUUAUUCAGUUUGGUGAGGGAGAUUCCUCAGUUUAUUACACCUAUGAUGGUGAUAAAAAAUUGAGUAAUUCUAGAAAUGUAACCACCAAAGACCUCAAACAGAAUAUUGAUCAACUUAACUGUGAAAAAAAGAAGACUCAUAUCAUGGACAUUUCAAAGAAUACUCGAGGAUCUUAUAGCUGCCCUAGUUGUGGUACUCAACAAGUUAAAGUGUCAAACUAUGAUAAGAGUCAGACUAGUGGUGAUUAUUCUUACUUCCAUUACCUUGCUGGCAGCUUCUUGAGAUUUAAGGAUGGGGUAACGGAGCAGACAGGAAUAAUAUUUUCUGGUACGAUAUCUAGUGUGUAUGUGUAUCACUAUCCAAGCGGACCUGACGGAAUUCCACUCUUGAUUUAUCUUUCAGGAACAUCCACUACCUGGUUUGAGAGAGUGUCCAUUGACUCUAAUAACUGGACUAAAGUACAGGAUGAUGCUCCAUCUAGUCCUACUAACAAGCCUGAGGUUCUAAAGCUUCUAAAGGCCAAAUUACCAACCGUUACCGUAGAUGUUGGACAAACUGGCAUUAAUGCUAGUGGACAACAUACUGAGUAUGAAAAUCCUUCUGAACAGACUAAAGAAAAGAUUAAAGUUGAAAGAAAGGAUCUGACUGAUGGUUUUGUUAGCUUUUCUCACUCCGUUCAUAAGAAAUCUUACUUAAUGGUUAAGAGUGUACAGCAUAACGGUUCACCUCUCUCUAACAUACCAUUUAAUUUAGUUGCUAAAAGUGUAACAGCGUACUACAAUGGGACUGGUUUUAAGCUUAAAAGCCUUAUAAUGGUAGAGUUAGUCAAGUUUGACAAAACAGAAAAGCACUUUUACAGACCAACUGAAGAACCUCCUACUCCUAUAGUUGAUACCUCUGCUCAAACUGGAAAUUCUCUUCCAUCUAGUCAUCAAGCUGCUGAAUCAUCCAAUGUAAGUGUUCUGGCGGGAACAGCUAUUGGAUCUGGACUAGGCGGAGCAGGGCUGGGUGCUCUUGCCAUGUGGAAGGGCCCCGCUCUAAUCGCACGACUAAUUGCUCGUCUGUAA